Messenger RNA from Girardinichthys multiradiatus, 4712 nucleotides. RefSeq names its product NFKB repressing factor (gene nkrf). Gene Ontology annotation, cellular component: nucleoplasm; nucleolus. Bases 182 to 2509 code for a protein of 775 amino acids. Gene Ontology annotation, molecular function: nucleic acid binding. NCBI's taxonomy places the organism in Eukaryota, Metazoa, Chordata, Actinopteri, Cyprinodontiformes, Goodeidae. The record is from RefSeq and is a predicted model, not a curated record. The transcript has 3 exons.
GAUCAGCGGAAAGCCUUCCGGGCCACCGUGCAGACAGGCGCCAUGAUUUUCCUGAGGAUGCGGCCAGAAAAUUGACGCUUCCUGCUUGGAUAAACGCGUAGCUGAAGCCUACAGUUGUAAGGCUUUGCGCUGUCUUUUAAGUAACAGGUAUGGCCUGGAUCUGAUUUGGACCGUGCUGGUGAUGGCAGAAGGGACCCGUACUGGCGAAAUGCCGUCCUUUGACCCAAGUCCUGGUGGUUCUGAAACUAAAAAGAGACCCACUUCUUCAGAUGGCAGAGAUGAGCCCAUGAGGAAGAUGCCUGUGACAAAGUUUGGAUCCAGACCUCGAUUUGAGCCUGUGCACUUUGUUAGCGGUGGAAGCAGCGGCGGAACUGGCACGGAUGAGAAGGAGAACGAUAAGGAGCACAGGAAGACUGAGUUGCAGGGUGGAAGACAGUGGGACUCUCAUCACUCCUCCUACAGCGGCCGGCUGCAGGGCUUCUGCUCUCUCAGGCCCGCUUUUGACCGAGUCCCAUCAUACUCAAGUGACUUUUGGGGUUCCCACAGAGACAGAAAUAGUUCCAUGGGUAGCACAAGUGGACUGGGUUAUGGAGGCCGUGGGUCAUCUUUAAACUACAUGGCGAAAACCCAGCAGGACUACACAGCCAGGUACGAGGCCCACUCCUCUUCUCAUAGGUUAGAAUCUUAUUCUAAGCCCCAGAGGUAUAACGAAUACGGGGGAGGGAGCAGAACUAGCAGCUGGGAUUCAGGACGUCAGGGUUUGGGGUAUGGCCAUCAGGACAGGCCGUUCAGCAAAGUCUACAACAGUCCGAGCACGAGCAGUACUAAUGUGUCACAGUCAGAGACUGUGAAGCCUCUUUUAACAUCUCACCCCACGUUAGAAGAAAAGCAAAGGCUGAUCAGAAGUGUUGCCAAUGCAUUAUCUGUUGCCUUUAGGAACCCUUUGUUGAUGACAGGAAGUGAUUCACCAAACUAUAAUUUUAUGUUGAGCCGCAGCAUCCAGGCCUGCAAGACCAACCCUGAGUAUAUUUACAUCAACCUGAAGGAUAUUCCCCAGGCUGACCUCCCAAAGAACAGGAAAGUGCCAACAGAUGGGUACGCCUGUGAACUGAGAUGUCAGGGGGUGUAUCUUGCAACCGGAUACUCCGGCAGCAAAAACGGAGCAAGGGACCGGGCAUCCGAACAGGCUGUGAAGCUCUGUCUGAAACCAGUUGAGGUCCGUGUUGUGCAACGUAAAUACAGACAGGUGGUAGUCAGUGACAUGGUUGUAUGCCAGAUGAACAGCCCAACCCCAGCAUUCCUACCUGCACUCCGAAACCCAGAAGACAAACUGACACCCAGUCCUAAGGGCCAGCACGAGCCCGACCGAAACAAACACUGGACUGAGUUUCUGGUCAUAGACAAUGCUCACGAUGCCAUCUGCAUCCUGAACAACUCUAACGCGUUCAAUCGCAUGAAGAUCGAUUACGAGUUUGUUCAGCUACCCAACAAUUUGUGGCAGUGCAGUAUUUUCCUGCAGGACGAGCUCAUAGCACAGGCGACUGGAACAAAAAAAAGCUCGAAACAUGCAGCAGCUGAGGAGGCUGUGAGAAAACUUCGCCUAAAUCAAGCACAGCGAGAGCACUGGCAGAAAGAAUCGCAGUACUUCAGCGGAAAUAACCAGCCCAAUUCUGGGGACUGCUUUGGACAACAGUCAGAGUCUGGUGGUUCUUUUGGGCCGCAGGGUGUUGGUGUCAGAAAGAAGCAACUGAGUGAGCUAGUAAUCUUGGAGAACUCUGAUAAUGCAAUCUGCAUUAUUAACGACACUGCUCAGUUCAACAAAGUAACUGCUGACUACCGAUUCUCAGUUUUGCCUGAUCAUCGAUGGAAAUGUGAAGUUUACCUUGAAGGCCAGUAUGUUGCAGCAGGAAUCGGGCCAAAGAAGUUAGUGAAGCACAUUGCAGCAAAGGAGGCUUUAGCCUCAUUAAGACAGACUCAAGCUGUGGUCAAAUCCAACUUGAGGAAGGAGGGACACGACGCUAUAUCCCGUUCUCAGAUCCUGGCUCGCUCAGACGAGGAGGCCUUAAAACAGGAGAUCAAGGAGGACAAUAUUGGAAACCAGCUGCUCCGUAAGAUGGGCUGGAAAGGAGGCGGUCUUGGCCGGGACGGGGAUGGCAUCGCAGAACCUAUUCGAGUUAAGGAGCAGUUCUCCAGGGAAGGUCUGGGCAUGGAAAUGGAUAAAAUGGGGAACCAGCUCAGCAAGCGUGAUAUUGAGGGCAUCAUUCGUAACUACGCCAGUUCAGACAGAACGGACGACCUUCGGUUCUCCAACGAACUCACCAAUGACGAGCGCAAGCAGGUUCACCAGAUAUCCCACAAAUAUGGCCUCCGAAGCAAGUCCUACGGACAGGGAUGGGACCGGUUUCUCGUUGUCAGUCGAAAGGUACACAGAGACCAGCUGAUUGGUCAGCUUUUACAGGAAGGGCAGGUGGGGCGAUAUGAGCUCGUCAAGCCGCAGGCAUCUCAUUAAACUUCAUGAAAUUAAAUUGCAAAUUUCCUUAAAGUUGGACUUCAAAGGAUAUCAUACCAAGGCCUGGUCUUGACAUGGCAGUAACAUGCGUCCUGGCUGGGAAACUACUGCAUUGCAUUUAUAUCUGGUAUUAGAAUCCAGCUUCACAUGCAGAAAAACAUGUAGCCACACUGAGCUGUCAGCUGAAAUCCUCUAAAUACAGUUUGAACCAGACCUUUACAUGCACUUGUCACAGCCAUUCAUUUGGUUUUAAUUUUGCGAUUUUAAUGGUGUAUUUGAGCCUUUCGUUUUCCAGGGAUCAAUAAUAAUACGCUGAACAGCAUAAGAGACUUUUUGAAAACAAGAUUUGGGUGCACAAGUUUGAAUUAAGGUGGAUUUUCUCUCAACACCUCAGAAUUAUGCAUGUAGGUUCCAAUUUAUAAGUAUGCUGGGAUAAUUGACAACUCUUGGCAGAAUUGGUGGAGUUCAUCCCUCCACAAAUUGUUAAUAGGGUUGAGCUCUUGGCUAUCCCACAAGCUUGAUGCUAACUUGCUUUAUCCAUUCCAAACUGCUUUUGGGGUGUGCUUUGGAUGAUUCUCUUGUACGAACACUUUAUUGUGUCCUGGUUCCAACCAUCUGACCCAAAGUUUCCACCUCCGACGAAAUGUAAUUUGUUAGGAGGUUUAGAAAACAACCAAAAAAAACCCCAAAAACACUACUAAGGUUUAGACCUAUCAUAAACUAAAAAUCAGUUUCACCAAGCGGUUGGUGACCAGGGAAGAACCACCUUUUAACUUUCAGGUUAAAUUUGUAGCUGCCCAGAUAGACGAGCCAAAUGUUUUCUGGAGGAAAGGUUUUCUGGUCAGUAAAGACUAAAAUUUGAACCAUCUGGUCACAAAGAUAAUGUUUAAGAGUCGAGGUGAUGCUUUGAGACCCAAGAACAAUAUCAACUGUGAAGCAUGGUGGAGGCUGCAUCAUGCUAAGGGAUUGUUUUGCUGCCAGUGGUGCUGGUGUAUUGCGCAGCGUGAAUGGAGAGACAAAGCUCUUCAACUUCACUUCAGAUAAACUGCUAGAUGGUUGACCCUGGUUUUAUAUUGGACAAAGCAAGCUAACAUAAAGGUUCUGGAAUGGCCCCGACCUCAGACCUAUUAAGAAUUAAUGGACUAUGCCUAAAAGCCGGGUCGAUACCAGGAAACACUCCCAACGUUUCUGAUAAGAAGGUUGGUCAGAUAUCCAGCCAACAUUAUGCCAGGAGACUGAUUACUACACAAAGUGUGCUUUCUCUGGAACUUUAGGGACAACUAACCAAAUAUAAAAGAAUGUGUGUAUAUACUUAAGCCUGAAUAUUUAAUUACAUUUAAACUUGUGCACCUGAUCAUCGUCAAAAUCACUAAAGUUGUAUUUUUUUUUUUUUUUUCUGUCCACCGUAUAAAAAAAUAUAAUAAAAAAAUAAUUAAAUGGCCCAAAUGAGUGAGUGGAUGAGGCUGUGAGUGAACUCAUUUUACUGUUUUUCACCGACAGCUCUGUCCUUUCACUGAGGGGAACCAUCCCUAAACCGUUCCGACCAUGUUCACACCUGUAUUAAGUACUGUCCAGAUGAGAUUGGGUCAGCCAGGACUAAUGUUACUACCCAGUCUGAUUUGGGCCAGCGUGUACCAGCCGUUCAUACAUGGGUGAGACAAGUUUGCAACACCCUUCAUUAAACAGAAGUUUUCAUGUAUGACUAACGGUUUUUACAUUCCUUCAUUUGCAGAAGACUGCAGUCUUUCUACAUCUGAGCUCGUCAGUGCUCUGUGGGAUCUUGUUUAGUUAUUUUCAAUCCAAAAACAGCUUUUUGAACAUUACUGCCUGACUGUUUGAUCAACCCGGCAGAAAAUGCAGCUUUUCUUUGUUUGAAAACACUGUAGACAGUUCACUCAUGCAAGACUUGGAUUAAAGCGGCAUUAAAAUCUAACUGUAGCUACUUCAUACCAGCCUUACUGUGGUAAUGCAUCUGUUUUCUGGAAUGUGGUAUUUGCUUUUGUGUCCGUUACAGGAGAUCAUUCUCUGCCAGAUCAGUGAUCCCAAAUAUUAUGUUGAGUCUGUGGUCUUAAUGGUAUGAUGGUUGUUUGUAUGAGUACAUUUGACCUGUCUGCUUGUUUUCACAGCUGUAAGUACUAAAUAAAUGGAAAAUAAUCAUCAAGCUGACCUUUGUUCAAAUAAACAUGUGCGUUUACAUAAAUUA